AUGCCUGUCGACGACAGCUUCGGCAGGACCCCCGAGGCUACGGACGAGGCUCGGCGGCGAGCGCCGAACCAAGGGGCUCCGGCGCAGGUUCGGGCUUUAGCUGCAGAAGGCCACCGAGCGGAGGGCCAGGUUCGGCCCAGGCCUCCCCGAGGGGAGCAGGUCCGGGAUCGCGAGGCUCGUCAGCAGCAGGGUCGCCGAGGGAGAGAGGGAGACUGGAGAGCCAACGCUCGUCUUCCUUCAGGGCUCCUGUUCGGACCUCGAGCCUGCACUCCGAAGCAGCAGGGCAGGUUCGGCACAGCCCCGGGAAGGACACAGACACAUCAGCAGAUGGCGCACAAGUGGCUCGUGGCGGAUCCUUAUCCAGUUGCCAGGCUGGCAGCCACGCUGGCAGCCAGGCUGGCAGCCGACCAGGGAGCUUAG
Closterium sp. Yama58-4 is the source of this 420-nucleotide messenger RNA. NCBI's taxonomy places the organism in Eukaryota, Viridiplantae, Streptophyta, Zygnematophyceae, Desmidiales, Closteriaceae. The record is from the annotation of a GenBank genome assembly.